AUGGGUGGUGUUGGGAAGACAACUAUUAUGAUGCACAUACAUAAUAGACUUUUCGAAGAUGCAACAUUCGAUGGUGUGGCUUUUAUCACCGUGUCCAAAGAUUUCAGCAUUUAUAAGUUGCAAAGUGAUAUUUGGAAGGCACUAAAAUUUGACAUUAUGCAGGAUAAGCAUGAGAAGAAACGAGCAGCAAUGUUGUCGGAGCAUUUAGAAAGAAAGAAGAAUUGUGUAUUGAUUCUUGAUGAUGUGUGGCAACAUUUUAAGCUCCAGGAUGUGGGAAUUCCUGAUAGAGCUGGAGUGAAGGUGGUCCUAACAACUCCUCUCUCUGAAGUGUGUUCUCAAAUGGAUUGUGAAGAGAUUAAAAUUAAACCUUUACACGAGGAAGAAGCGUGGAAAUUGUUUAGGGAGGAACUUGGGCCUAAACCGCCAACCGAUAUACAAGUUGAAAAGGUUGCAAGGAAAAUCGCGAAAAGAUGUGCAGAACAUAUACAGUUCCGGCAAAUGCAGUUGAUAGAAUGCUUUAUUGAUGAGGGAUUUCUUGAUGAAGUGGAUACAAGGGAGGAACAAUAUUGCAGGGGUCUUGCCGUAGUGGACAUGCUUCAAAAUGCUUGCUUGCUGGAAGUUGAUCAUGGCAUUGUCAGUAUGCAUGCUUUGAUCGGAGAAAUGGCAUUAAACAUUGUGACUACGGCUUAUAUGGUAAAAGCAGGCCAGGAUUUGCGAAGGAUACCAGAUGGGGAGUAUUGGACAGCGGACUUAGAGAAAGUUUCUUUGAUGGAGAAGGCUGUGGGUCAUUAUGUCGUAUUCCUUAUUUUGGAUGAGUUGUGGAAUUUGAGAUACCUUGACCUAUCUGGAACUGGUAUUGAAAGAUUAUUGGAAGGAACAUUGAGGAGAAUGGUGAACUUGCAGUAUCUUAAGAUUGCAGGAAAGGUGAAGGUGAAGGCAGAAGAGGUGAUACAAUUGAAGGCAUUGGAGAGACUAGAGAGCAAAUUUGGCAAUGCUGAUGAUUUCUGA
Eucalyptus grandis is the source of this 1008-nucleotide messenger RNA. Its product is annotated as probable disease resistance protein At1g61190. Gene Ontology annotation, biological process: defense response to other organism. The coding region runs from base 1 to 1008 and encodes 335 amino acids. The transcript has 3 exons. The record is from RefSeq and is a predicted model, not a curated record. NCBI's taxonomy places the organism in Eukaryota, Viridiplantae, Streptophyta, Magnoliopsida, Myrtales, Myrtaceae. Gene Ontology annotation, molecular function: ADP binding.